AUGGCAGUCUCUUUGUCGAGACGUCCUUCGUAUCCCGUCUCCAGAUACAACACUCACCUCACCAGCCCCCCGACCGCUAGCUACGAAACACCAGGCGAAACCCUAGCCGAUAUCAUAGAUGUCCCUCUCGACUACAAAUGCGUAGGAAUCGCCAAAACUUAUGGCGAUCGCUGUAGGAAUCCAGUCGCUGGUGCUAAUUUGGGUAGUGCCUCAAGGUUGCUACAGCAAGGUACCCUCUAUCUACGCAACGGACAAGAUGUAUACCCUAUCCUCGAGCAAGCGGCACCCUAUCUCCUUUGCCGCAGAUGGCAUCAAAAUCAGGCCUAUAACAUGGUCCGUCAGUGGUACAGAAAGGUUACUGCAUUCCUACAAUCGCAGAACGACCGCACACAUAUACCCCGAGCUGUGCAUAGUACGCCCAGGCCUGUACUUUCGUCAGCUCCUCUCCGGCAGCGUUCUAUUACCCAAUACUCUGUCGAAGAAUUCGAUUCAUCUGAUCUAGGCACGCCUUCCUACAGGCCCUUCAGUUCUUCUCAGAGCUCCAGAACCACCUCCAACUCCUCUGACAGAAGGAGUUUUACAGACCCUUCUCCUGUUGCUAGAGCGCGUUUACUUCCAGCCCCCGCUCUCGUUCCAACUCCAGUCCGAAUUGCAGCCCCAGCCCCAACCCCAGCUCUAGUGGCUACUCGAAAACACAUCAAAUCCAACGAAGACUGUCCGAUUUGCAAAGAAAGGUUUAUACCCGGUUCAUACGAUCCGAGUCGCCCCAGAUACCCUGGCCGUCACCGUAUAGCAUGGUGCAAAGUUCGGUGUGGCUCGAAUUUCCAUGCUGACUGUAUUAACGAAUGGAGGCGGCAGCACAGUGGACUACCGCAACCUAACUGCCCGUGUUGUCGCGCUACUUGGGUAGACGAUAGAGAUUUCUCAGAUCCCGAAAUCGAGGAAGAAGAGCCGGAGCCUACUACAGCCCGAAGUGGCGCCUCCGGCAGUCGUGGACAGUCUCAUUCAAACGAGACUAGUGAGGCCUCCAGAAGAAUAGAAACGACAGACCAAGAGUCAGAUGAAGAUACGCACGAGAACUCAGAUUAUGAGAUAGAUGACGACUCAAGCGACGUAACGAAUGAUGACGAUGAGUGGAAACACGUAGAUGAAAAAAUAGAAGCAGAAAGUAUAGAAGAGGAGGAGGAAGCUACAUCAGAUACAGCUGUCGGAGAUGAAGUGACUGGAACAACGGAAGAUGAACAACAGCAGGCCACAGCUGUUUCUGAAGUGGAUGGGGAAGAGCCAGCAGCAGAACCAGCCGAGGCAGAAGCCCUGAAUGCAGGGGAUGGGGACAAAGAAGCAGCGAGGGACGUUACAGAAGCAGAACCGGAACCGGUUCCAGGUGCAACUGAGGAAGCAGAGCCAGAGCAUUCUCACCAGGAAGAAGGAGUACGACAAGAAGAAGGGGAAGCAACAAGUUCAGAGGUAGUUGUUGUCGAAGAAACUGUGGAGCGAACUAUGGUGGAUCGAGAAACAGACCCCAUCAUCCCUGACGAUUCGAGUGGCCGCACAACGACUUUUAUUACUGAAGCCAAGUGGAAAGAAACACAGUUGUCGGUGCCGGUACUACUACCCAAAUACGUCUGGGAUCCAACUGAUGACACCCAUCCCCGCGGCUACUUUGAUGCCAUCAUUGUUCUUUUAUAUAUUAUUUUAGCCAUUUGA
Molecule: messenger RNA, 1707 nt
Organism: Microsporum canis CBS 113480
Lineage: Eukaryota; Fungi; Ascomycota; Eurotiomycetes; Onygenales; Arthrodermataceae
Exons: 2
Coding region: 1-1707 (568 amino acids)
Biological process (GO): anaphase-promoting complex-dependent catabolic process
Cellular component (GO): anaphase-promoting complex
Molecular function (GO): ubiquitin protein ligase activity; zinc ion binding; cullin family protein binding
Source: RefSeq, a predicted model, not a curated record